Polyodon spathula (Mississippi paddlefish) is the source of this 811-nucleotide messenger RNA. Its product is annotated as plexin-C1-like. The coding region runs from base 305 to 790 and encodes 161 amino acids. Lineage: Eukaryota; Metazoa; Chordata; Actinopteri; Acipenseriformes; Polyodontidae. Gene Ontology annotation, molecular function: protein binding. The record is from RefSeq and is a predicted model, not a curated record. The transcript is spliced from 3 exons.
UCUACUCUGGUUCAGCUGUAGGUUUCUUAUUCAAGGCUGAAACUACUACGUAUUUGGCUGUUGGCGCGUUUAGAACAAAUGUUCCGCCGCCUUGUACAGAGGAUGACCUACUGCCAAUUACUGUGAGGGACGUUGUUGGUAUAAACAUAUUUUUAGAACAACAAGCCCCUCAUAAACCCUUUAUUUCAGUGCGAAAUGGAAAAAAAUAGGCCUACACUUUGUGGACGGUUUUCAGUGGUUACAGAGGAUUUAUUUCUUUUUAAACAUCAAUAACACAUCCAAUUCCUCAUCGAGAAUAAUUGUAAUGGAAACUAAAAAAUACAAAUUGGACAUGUUUACCACUUUCACUGCUGUGACCAUGUCGUGCUGCAAUGAUAAAGCCCGUCCAGAGCUGCUUUCCUCUUCUUUAGCACAGCUGUCCGGAGACAGUGCUCUCUGGGCGGGGGUUUUCACAGCUGGGAAGUCGGGUGGACCUGAUACUACAGCGCUGGGAGUCUUGAACCUGUCAGAUGCCCGGCUUCAGAAAAGCGCUGCCAAGGAUGAGGACUUCUGCUUUCUAGACUGUGAUCACACACCUCCCUCCUCAAGCAAUAAAAUUAUUCCAAUUAAAGCAGCGCUGGUCCAUUCUAAGAUGACAUCGUUAGCAACAGUUGCUAUUCACAACUGGGUGGUGGCGUUCAUUGGGACUGGGGAUGGGCAGUUGCUAAAGAUUGUUAUAGACCAGAAUCAGAAAGUGAGUUGUCCAGAAAUCCUGUAUGAAUCUCCAGCAGAAAAGGCUGUGUUUUUUUAAAUGUUGCUGGACCCCGUGGAA